AUGGCCGAGCAAGACGAGGUUGCGAGCAAGGUCUUGCGGCGAGCCCACGUCUCAAAGGUCGCUCCUCCAAUGACCCGGACGCUGCAGAACAGACUGGCUCUGGCCAACGUCAAGAUCAAGAACGGGUGGGAGAGCCUCAGCAUCGACGCCAUCGAGCCCGUCAUCGACGUCGAGCUCAAGCGCAAGCGCCCUGGCUCCAGCAACGAGGCCAUGUCCGAUGUCUCGAGUCUCUCGGACCGCUUCUACAAGCCAGGCGUGCUCGACUCGUCGCCCCUCGCCGCCCCCGUUUUCUCCGACCAUGUUCGACGGUCGGGCACUCGCUCCGUCAGCAGUGGCAGCCAGCACAAGCGCCCUCGCUACGACAAACCGCCCACCCGAUACCCAGCAUCGAGCAACCACACCCGCAACAAGGUCGUCCGAUCCGCCACUUCGGCCUCGUCGUCGUGGAAGAACAGCUUCCGCCUGCCAGAGUCCUCGCCUGUGUACCACCGCAGGCAUGCUCGCUUUGGGCGGACACAUGUCCCUAGUCUCUCCUUUGUCUCCGAGACCUCCACCGUCGCGGACGACCCUCCAUCUCCUCUUCUGUCCGAAGAAGACGACGAAGACCUGCCCAUCACCUCGUUCCAAUUCAACAGAUCCUACUUUCGAUCCUCGCCGAUCCGUGCUCGAGCGCCACGCACACCGCCGCCAGACCUUGCCCGCUCGGCUCGUCUGCGCCAAAGAGGUUUCACUGCCGCAGGCGCCGCCCGUCAAGGGAAAAACGGCGAAGAAGAGGCGGACCUCCUGAUGUACCUGGCCACAUCACCGACACCAAUCCGCGUUGGCGACGCAAAGCAUCUGAUGCAAGCCCCUUCCACCCCGCCCUCGAGAACAACGCCCCUCCCAUCGUCCAUGAUGUCGACGCCCGGAGGCAGCGGGCAGGCAUGUGGCGGCUUUGGCAUGGCUACGACACCCAACAACCUCAAUUUCGCUGAGUUCUUGAACAUGACACCAAGCCCAGCGCAAGCGCAGUUUGGCUCGUCGUGGAACCGUACACCAGCCACAGGCAAGACGCCCGCCGCAGUGCGUGAAGCCAGACGCCGAAUCAACUUUGAGAACCUCGUGCCCCCCACUGGCGACGGCCCGCGGAUCACCACCAAGGUCGAAGGCCUAGGCAUGGAGCUCGGCGGCGAAUUGGUUUCUUGA
Molecule: messenger RNA, 1185 nt
Organism: Ascochyta rabiei
Lineage: Eukaryota; Fungi; Ascomycota; Dothideomycetes; Pleosporales; Didymellaceae
Exons: 2
Coding region: 1-1185 (394 amino acids)
Source: RefSeq, a predicted model, not a curated record